Spea bombifrons (plains spadefoot toad) is the source of this 1700-nucleotide messenger RNA. RefSeq names its product syntrophin beta 2 (gene SNTB2). Gene Ontology annotation, cellular component: synapse; dystrophin-associated glycoprotein complex; intracellular anatomical structure. Gene Ontology annotation, molecular function: structural molecule activity; protein binding. The transcript is spliced from 7 exons. The record is from RefSeq and is a predicted model, not a curated record. NCBI's taxonomy places the organism in Eukaryota, Metazoa, Chordata, Amphibia, Anura, Pelobatidae. The coding region runs from base 59 to 1633 and encodes 524 amino acids.
CUUGCUGGCAGGAAGUGUCUGCUCCUCUCUGUGCAAGCACCUUCUCUCCCCCUGCACCAUGGCUGUUUGGACUCGAGCCUCCAAGUCCGGGCUCCUGGACCUUCUUCUGCAGGACCACUGGGUACGAGUCCAGGCAGAGCUGACUGGAGAAAGCCUGACUCUGACUGCAGAGCCAGAACCCUGUGGAACUCUGAAUGGUCUUAGUAAUGGAACUGAACUGGCCCCAGGAAGCCCUCGACGUGGACAAGCAUCUCCUGUACACCCAGGGGCCAAUUCUCCCAAGGCAGGGUCAGACUGUGGUUCCGAAUCAGGUCUGGGCAGCCCAGGAGCACGUUUCCCAAUGGACAGUCCAGUUGUGGAUAUAGGAGGCGAGCCAGUGAGGAGAGUUCGAGUGGUGAAGCAGGAGUCUGGUGGGCUGGGGAUCAGUAUCAAGGGAGGACAAGAGAACCGAAUGCCUAUCCUCAUUUCAAAAAUAUUCCCUGGCCUGGCAGCAGAUCAGAGUCGGGCACUGAGGGUCGGAGAUGCCAUCCUAUCUGUGAAUGGGUCUGAUUUACGGAACGCAACACAUGAUCAAGCUGUACAAGUGCUCAAAAAAGCCGGCAAGGAGGUGACACUGGAGGUGCGAUUUCUUCAGGACGUGUCACCCUACAUUCGGAAAGCAUCGUUGAUCGGUGACCUGCCGUGGGACAGCCCCGAUGUCCGCAGUCCAGCACACAGUGACAACUCAGGGUCUCCCAAGCACAACUCCAGAGACUGCAAGGUCAUCCCCUUAAAAAUGUGCUACGCGGCACGAAAUCUGAGCAUGUGCGACCCCGAGGGACGGUUGGUGGAGAUGCGGUCUCCAGAUGGCUGCCACUCCAUUAUCCUUCGCUGCAGGGAUUCGGCUUCUGCCCUCUCCUGGUCGCAGGCUCUGCACAGUAACAUCACUGCACUGCUGCCACAAGUGCUAGCGGAGACACAGCGCAUGCUGGGGACAACGAGCGAGGACCUCAGGAACCUGGGCUGGGUUGCAGAACAGGUGUCCCAAGAUGAUGGGCGCUCUCUCUGGCAUCCAGUUCUCAUUGCCGUCUCGCAGAAGGACUUUUUGCUCUUUGAUUCAAUGCCAAGGACUCGAGAGGAAUGGGAGAGUCCCAGACACAGGCUGCCACUGAUCUACACCAGGUUGGUACAUUCUGGUCCUGGACACAGCUCGCCUUCCAUGGGGUCUCAUCUCUCAUUUGGCACUCGGACAGGCUCCACUCAGGGUAUAGAUAUACAUGUGUUCCGAGUGGAGACUCAGAGAGAUCUGUCAGCCUGGACGAGAGCUUUGGUGCAAGGAUGUCAUGCUUCAGCUGAGAUCACCAGAGAGGUGACCAUCGGCUGUAUUCUGCGAGGAGAAGAAGUCUCACUCUCUAUACACUAUGAUACUGGAUUUACAGUCCACCGUGGCGGGCCCUCAGGGCCAGUAAUGUACAGAUACCCCUUUGAGAAGCUCAGGAUGUCAGCAGACGAUGGGAACAGAAACCUUUAUCUGGAUUUUGGAGGACCAGAGGGAGAGCUGGCCCUGGAUUUGCACACAUGUCCGAAGCCUGUUGUGUUCCUGUUACACACAUUCCUUUCUGCUAAAGUCACCCGCAUGGGUCUGCUGGCCUGAGCGCCCUCCACGGGACACGAAAUUCUACUUGCACAGAGCAAUCAUCGCGUGCCUUCCAGUAAUGAAA